Bombyx mori (domestic silkworm) is the source of this 439-nucleotide messenger RNA. RefSeq lists its product as uncharacterized. The transcript is spliced from 3 exons. NCBI's taxonomy places the organism in Eukaryota, Metazoa, Arthropoda, Insecta, Lepidoptera, Bombycidae. The record is from RefSeq and is a predicted model, not a curated record. The coding region runs from base 43 to 435 and encodes 130 amino acids.
UCCAGCCAGUCUUCGCCGAAGGCAGACAGACGCGCGUCGAAAAUGAAAAUAAAUCAUUUUUUAGUUACUGUACUGUUUUUCGUUUUGAUUAAUUUGAUAAAUGAGGUACAAGGCGCCCGAAGGCACGCCGAAUUAGUGAAUUGGUUUGGCAGCAAUGAGCUGAUAGAUUCGAUGAGAGAAACUGACGUGACACCGACCACAAGACGAACAGUAACGAAAUUGAAGAAGAGAUAUAAAAAGAGAAAACCGACAAAGAAGAAACGGAAAGAUAAAAAGGACGAGAAGAAAACAAGGAAUAAGGAGAGACAAGAGAAGAAAUUCGUAAAGACAGUCGUUAGAGAGAACGAGAGAGCGUACAACACGUCUUCUUCGGUAGAAAGUGGAGACAUUAAGAAACCGGUUGACAUUAUUGUACACAUUAAAAUGCAUGAGUAAUACA